AGAAGACUUUAAAAAUGCAUUGGCAGCGCACCAAAUGUCAUAAAGUAUUUCUGAACCCUAUUUUAAAUUCAAUGGUUCAUCAGUUUAAGAACAUCAAUUACCAAUUCUUGAAGAAAAAUCAAAAAUUCUUACCAAUCCAAACUUGCCUGGAGAUCAUUUACCAAUUACAGUUUUAUAAGUAUUAAGAAAAUUUUAAAGAACAUAACAAAAUUCUUUUAAUUCAAAUACAUUUAAGUCUUAUUUAAAACAUAAAGUGAUGUAUAAGAUACAACUUUAUUAAUAGUUUACAAAAACUGCUAUCAGACAAAAAUCUAGAUCUAAAGGGAGAUUCAUGAAUAUUCAAACUCAUGAGAAAUUCUAAUUUAUUGCUCCUCAAACUGCUAAACAAAAUUAACUGAAAAGUUAAUUGUCAACUGCACCUUAAUUGAGAGUAGGAACAAAUUAUGGAAUGAAGGUAAGUUAUUUAAAAAUUUCUCACUAGAAUCAUCAGAAAGUAGAGAUUCAACCUUUACUAGGCAAAUCACUGAUCAAAUAAUGA
Molecule: messenger RNA, 538 nt
Organism: Paramecium octaurelia
Lineage: Eukaryota; Ciliophora; Oligohymenophorea; Peniculida; Parameciidae
Source: the annotation of a GenBank genome assembly